This is a messenger RNA of Indicator indicator, 2303 nucleotides long. RefSeq names its product acyl-CoA dehydrogenase short chain (gene ACADS). Gene Ontology annotation, molecular function: flavin adenine dinucleotide binding. The record is from RefSeq and is a predicted model, not a curated record. Gene Ontology annotation, biological process: fatty acid beta-oxidation using acyl-CoA dehydrogenase; butyrate catabolic process. The coding region runs from base 1 to 1236 and encodes 411 amino acids. The transcript is spliced from 10 exons. Gene Ontology annotation, cellular component: mitochondrion. Lineage: Eukaryota; Metazoa; Chordata; Aves; Piciformes; Indicatoridae.
AUGGCGGCAGUGGCGGCGUUCGUGGUCCGCGGCGGGCCCAGGGCCCUGGCCUUGGGCUGUCCCCGCCGGCUGCACACUGUGUACCAGACCGCGGAGCUGCCGGAAACCCACCAGAUGCUGCGGCAGACGUGUCGGGACUUCGCAGAAAAGGAGCUGAUGCCUCUGGCGGCUCAGCUGGACAAGGAGCACCGCUUCCCGGCCGAGCAGGUGAAGAAGAUGGGCAGCCUGGGGCUGCUGGCUAUGGACAUGCCAGAGAAGUACAAAGGAGCAGGCCUCGACUACCUGGCAUAUUCCAUUGCUGUGGAGGAGAUCAGCAGGGGCUGUGCGUCCAGCGGCGUCAUCAUCAGUGUCAACAAUUCUCUGUAUCUAGGACCCAUACUCAAGUUUGGCUCCGAGGAGCAGAAGCAGAAGUGGAUUGCUCCCUUCACCAGCGGGGAGAAGAUUGGGUGCUUCGCCCUCAGUGAACCAGGAAACGGCAGCGACGCGGGCGCGGCUUCCACGGUGGCACGGCUGGAGGGGGAGGAGUGGGUGCUGAAUGGCACCAAGGCCUGGAUCACCAACGCCUGGGACGCCUCGGCCACCGUGGUGUUUGCUACCACCGACAAGGCACUGAAGCACAAGGGAAUUAGUGCGUUCCUGGUUCCCAUGCCAACUGCUGGGCUGUCACUGGGAAAGAAAGAAGACAAGCUGGGCAUCCGAGCCUCUUCCACUGCCAACCUGAUCUUUGAGGACUGUCGCAUUCCCAAGGCCAACCUGCUGGGGCAGCUGGGCAUGGGCUUCAAGAUUGCCAUGCAAACUCUGGAUGGAGGAAGGAUUGGCAUUGCCUCGCAAGCCCUUGGCAUAGCACAGGCAGCUCUCGACUGUGCCGUGGACUAUGCUGAAAAGAGAAUGGCCUUUGGGUCUCCCAUCACAAAGCUGCAGGCAGUGCAGUUCAAGCUGGCAGACAUGGCUGUGGCGUUGGAGGGUGCACGCCUGCUGACCUGGAGAGCUGCAAUGCUGAAGGACAAUGGAAAGCCCUUCACAAAGGAAGCAGCAAUGGCCAAAUUGGCUGCGUCAGAGGCAGCCACGGCCAUCACUCACCAGGCCAUCCAGAUCUUGGGAGGGAUGGGCUAUGUGACAGAGAUGCCAGCAGAACGGCACUACCGGGAUGCUCGCAUCACCGAAAUCUAUGAGGGGACCAGCGAGAUCCAGCGGCUGGUGAUAGCUGGGCAGCUGCUCAAGGCCUACCGAGGCUGAAGGUGCUGCUGCAGCAUGACACUGCCCCAGAGUGCCUCACAACAGUGCUCAGCAGUGUCUGAGGCCUGGCCCUCCUGACUGAGGCUAAUGGUGGAAGUUUCCUCACCAAUGAGUAACUGACCCUCUUGUUAACAUGUGCUGAUUUUUCUUUGGACAAAGUUGUGUGUCUGGGAGGCUGCCUUAGGGCUGUGAGGGCAGGAGUGAACCUGUCCUUGUAGGGGAGCACAGGUCUUUUACUAAACUCGGAGCCUGGCUUUGGUAGUGAUCUUUGCUGUUCAGUGAAGGCAGGAGCUCUCCUUGUGAUCCCUGGACCCUGCUCUGGGCUGGAGUGAUGCUGCCCCUGCUGCUCAGCCUUACAUGAAUUUCAGGUGUGGGACAGCUUGGGGCAAGCUCCUGCAUAGAUCCAGGCUGUGUCGAGGUAACCCUUGCAGCAGGAGAGGAGGCAGAUGGGAGGACACAGGUAGUAGCUGUGCCCAGGGGAGCUCUUGCAUGGCCUGUGGUUGUUUGCCUCUAAAUACAAAGGUCAGAAAUGUGGCCUUGCUCCUGCCCUGCAGAGCCCAGCAGCCUACUUACUCAGCCCCUAAUGGUGCAAAGCAAAGGACAGAACAGCAGUAGCACUUGAGACUGUUGUGUGUUUUUAACACCAAAGCUGCUCCCAAAGCUGCUUUUAGUACACAAACGACUACCCUGCAGGAAAGAAGGUGCAUGAAGUGGCAGCAACAGUCUUUAAUCUCUGCAUCUUGUAGGCAGCGAGGAGAAAAGGAGCAGAUCACACAGCAAAUCUUACCAGGAAGCCUUAGUGGUAGUGCAUACUUUCAAUCGGUGACCUUUGGCAAGAAACUAACUUUUAGAAGGUCCAACGGCCAAAAGAAAAGCUUUAAACUCUGGAAACGAUUAAGACUGCAGCCUGUCUGGUCCCCUUGUCCAAGGAGGAAUGCACUAAAUGCUUAUUUCCUGUGGUGCCUUUUAUUUAGAGUUGUGUGGAGAGAAACACAGCAGGACUCUCUUCUAUGAAAAGAGCGCAAACAAGCCAAAUAAAACCUGAUCCUAAAGGGGUUUUUUUGUAA